CACACACUCAACAGUGUGCUCCAAGAGUAGACAGACGGGAAAUAAAUACAACCUAUCUUCAACAUGAGAUCACUGGGAAUCACACUUUUUUCACUUGCUGUGCUUGUGUCUCUAAUCUGUGUAAUCCAGGUAGAGGCAGCUCCAGUAGUGGACACCUGGGCAUCAGGACUCAUACACCGUGCCAAGCGUUCACUACUUUGGCGCUGGAACACACUGAAGCCGGUUGGUGCAGGAUGCCGAGAUAAUUACGAGUGUGGCACAAAUUACUGCAGGAGAAACAUCUGCACAUUCCAACCUAAAUCCUCUUCAUCCUAACAAGAAUGCCUUGCAGUUUCUUCUGAAAGAAAGUGAAAAAAGGACAUGUUGUUUUUUUAACAACUCUAAUGAAAAAACAUUGGAAAAAAUGAAAUCUUAUUAAAGCACAGAAGCAUUAGCACUGAAAUCUUUUUUUAUCUUAUAUAUAAUGAGGAAUGUGUGCAGGUUAAAUGGACAAGUGACAAAUUAAAGACCUUCCCAAUCAUGAUGAAAGUUCAGAUUUCUAUCCUGAUGGGCGUGGUCUCUUUCAGGGUGAUUCCACAACUAUCUACAAGGCGUAAGAGUUAACAGUAUUGUUAUAGUAAGGUAACAAUUAUGUACUGUAAUGUUUUUCCUCAAAAAUUUAUCAUUUGUUUAUAUAUCAGCUAUAUUCAUAUUGCCAUGAUAAAUAUUUUAUUUUAUUUUUUCACAUAAUAUACAUAAUCUAUAAAAAAAAAUUAACAAAUAAAUAACACAAAGCACAUUUGGUUUAUGCACAGGUUGUAAAAGCCUUUUUUUUAUUUGUCAAUAUGAACAAAAUUGCAGUCAAGUAAUGUAAAUACUGUUUGUUUAGUGUGUUUAAAAAAAAAAUAACUUUUGAUAUUGUUACAUGAAAGAGUGCAAUAUGUUGUUUUUUAUUGUUGUUUUUUUUAAGAAAAUCUGAAUGGCAUAAAUGGAAACAAAAAAUGUGCAAAAAAAUCAAGUGUGAGUUGAAUUACAUUAAAAUUCAUUUCAACAUUUUUUUCAUUUGUAUGGAUGGCAUUUCAAAUGAUAUUACAUCAGAUGAUUUACAUUUGACGAUCGGGGUUUCUCAAUAAAGUGCGGCAGUAAAGCAGCUAAAAUCAAAUAUAUUUAAAAGAAUU
This is a messenger RNA of Silurus meridionalis, 1157 nucleotides long. Its product is annotated as liver-expressed antimicrobial peptide 2. The record is from RefSeq and is a predicted model, not a curated record. NCBI's taxonomy places the organism in Eukaryota, Metazoa, Chordata, Actinopteri, Siluriformes, Siluridae. The transcript has 3 exons. Gene Ontology annotation, biological process: antimicrobial humoral immune response mediated by antimicrobial peptide; defense response to bacterium. The coding region runs from base 64 to 315 and encodes 83 amino acids.